Musca domestica (house fly) is the source of this 1966-nucleotide messenger RNA. RefSeq names its product FMRFamide neuropeptides-like (gene FMRFa). Gene Ontology annotation, biological process: neuropeptide signaling pathway. The record is from RefSeq and is a predicted model, not a curated record. The coding region runs from base 199 to 1593 and encodes 464 amino acids. The transcript is spliced from 2 exons. Lineage: Eukaryota; Metazoa; Arthropoda; Insecta; Diptera; Muscidae.
UUCACCACAGUCAACAAGUGUCGUCAUUUCCCGGAUAUCACCACAUUGCCGGAUCUUGUGUUUGAUUUGAAUUAUUCUUGUAACGGAUUUUUCACUUUAAUAUUCAGAAAAAAAGUAAUAUUGGACUGCAAAAUAUUUGUGCAAAAAUUGAAAGUGUUCUGUUUUUGAAAAUAAACUUCAUUUAAUUUUGAUAUAACCAUGGUGGCACCCCUACUUGUAUUUUUGUUUUCGCUACAACUGUGUCACACCACAUCGUGGGCCUAUGUUGGGGGGAAUUCUUUGAACUCCAAUUCGCUACAUGCUUCUUAUUCAGAAUUCCCGGCCGGAACUUCAAAUGAAGUGCCCGAAGAUGCAGCAAAUGGUCAAGACGACAAUGAUGACAGCCAACUGACAGAACCGGAUGACAACAACGCCCCCUUGGUACAGAGUAUAGAUGAUGAAACUGAAAUGCAAUUUCCCAAACCUAUACAAUGGGUCAGCAUCGAUCAUUUACGCAAUUCCAUUAUUUUGAGGUUUCAAAAUCCCACCCCCAAGAUUCUCAAUAAACUUGAUCCCGAAGAAAUGAAAAGAUUGCGAUCGCUGCAGGAAAAUGCAAUGCGCUGGGGCAAGCGAUCAUACGAGAGUUAUCCCUUGAAUCGAAAUGGUCUGGCCGACAAGAGCUCUGUGGGUCGCAUGGACUUUUUGAGUAAUCAUCAAGUUAUACGAGAUUCCCGCGGUGAUAAUUUCAUGCGCUUUGGCCGUUCGGUGGGUGGCAGUGGUGGUAAUGAUGAUAAUUUUAUGCGUUUUGGUCGUGCAUCGGGAAGCAGUGAUUUUAUGCGUUUUGGUCGAGCGGGUCAGGAUAAUUUUAUGCGCUUCGGUAGAGCGGCCGGACAAGACUUCAUGCGUUUUGGUCGUGGUUCAGGACAAGAUUUUAUGCGAUUUGGCCGAUCACCAGGAAGUCAAGAUUUCAUGAGAUUUGGUCGCAAUCCAAAUCGAUUUGGCAGGGCUUCGGGACAAGAUUUUAUGCGUUUCGGCCGCAAUCCAGGAAGCCAAGAUUUUAUGAGAUUUGGCCGCAAUCCAGGAUCACAAGAUUUUAUGAGAUUUGGUCGCAAUCCAGGAUCCCAAGAUUUCAUGAGAUUUGGUCGGGCAUCGGGUGGGCAAGACUUCAUGAGAUUUGGUCGAGCCCCCUCUGGCCAGGACUUUAUGCGUUUCGGUAGACCCGAUAAUUUUAUGCGCUUCGGUCGAACUCCCGCACAAUCAAGCGAUUUUAUGCGUUUUGGCAGAACAUCCACCCAAUCAAGUGAUUUCAUGCGUUUUGGUAAAAGUCUAGAUAAAUCGGAAAAUAAAACAUCUGAUCUACAAAAACAACAACAAAUGGGAAAGAAUGAACUUAAACAAGCCGUAAAACUUAUACAUGAAGCCGAUAAAAAUUCUGAGAAUGGUAACCCUGUCGAUAAGGCCAUUAAAGCUUUAUUCGAUAAACAUGAACUUGGUGAUCACAGCGUCGAUAACAUCGAUGACAAUCAUGCGGCCGAUCUUACACCACAUGAAAACAAUUCCGAUGAACAAAAUGCCGAUUUGGAUUACUUUCUCAACAUGAAAAUGACAAAUUAAUGGGAAAAAUCACAAAAAAAAAACUUACAGCACAAACGAUAAAAUGAUACUGGAAUAGGGAAACUUUGUAAAUAUAAAACUGAAAUGAAUAAAAUUUUAUAUAACUGAAUGCUAUAGAAAAAAUUACAAAAAAAUAAUAUUAAUUACAGAGAAAUAAAGUCAAAUUAGUGCCAUAUUUUUCAGUUCUAUGGAAUAGAAAAUUCGUGCAAUAAGUGAAUUUUUUAACAGGGCUGGAUAAAAGAAUUCACUUAAGAAGAAAAAAAAAAAAGAAAACUGUAAAUCUAUAUAAAAAUAUGUUUAACAUUGUAUUUAUGUAUGAGUAUUAAAAAAAAAACAAAUACAAAAUGAACCAAAGAUAUUUAUUGAAAUUGGA